Molecule: messenger RNA, 11378 nt
Organism: Nezara viridula (southern green stink bug)
Lineage: Eukaryota; Metazoa; Arthropoda; Insecta; Hemiptera; Pentatomidae
Source: the annotation of a GenBank genome assembly
AUGGAGUUCGCGACGUUCUUCUUCCUUUCGGUAGUGCUGGCCGCCGGGGUAUUCGCCGAUCCUGAACCAGAGCCAGACCCCAAGUAUGGUUACGGUGGCGGCGGCGAAUACGAUAGAGGAGGCUACAGGAAGACAGGAUAUCAUCGUAAAAAAGUUGGAUAUGGUUUUAUACAAGCAAAAUCUUGCGGCAAAUUAUCUCCACCAAUGAACUCAGUAAUGAAAUGUUCUGAAGGAUUCUGUGUUGCUACCUGUUAUGAACACUUUGUAUUUCCAAGUGGAGAAACAAGUUUGAAUUUCGCAUGUCAAGGAGGUUUAUGGCAUUUUGGAGGCGUUGUUGGGGGCACUAUUCCCCACUGCAAUCCAUCGUGUAUUCCACAAUGUCAAAAUGGUGGUUCUUGUAUAUCACCAAACACUUGUACUUGCCCAGAAACCUACUAUGGGCCUUAUUGUCAGUAUGAGAAGAAGCCUUGCUUUGAUUUUCCGUUGACACCAAUGAAUGCUCACAAAGUGUGUGCUGCAGAUUCAUGCACUAUGGUUUGUGUUGAUGGGCAUACUUUUCAAGAUGGAUCUUCGGUAGCUACAGUAGUUUGUAAAGAAGGAGAGUGGGUUCCUGCCAGGAAGGAAUGGCUGUUUGUCCCUGAUUGUUUACCUACUUGUUCACCAACCUGUCAGAAUGGAGGAAUUUGCAUUGGUCACAAUUUCUGCGAAUGUCCACAGGAUUUCCGUGGCCCCCGUUGUGAAUUUCCUAAGGAAGCCUGUGACCCAAGGAAGCUGGGAUUCAACGGAAGUUAUAAAUGUUCUGGUGAUGACUUACAAUUGAAAUGCUACCUAUCUUGCCCUGUUGGAAUGAAGUUUAGUAAUCCACCUGCAUCAGUCUAUAGCUGUUUAUAUGAGACUGGUAUUUUCUCUCCAUCCACAGUUCCCAGCUGUGUUUUUGGAAAUGAUCAAGAAGAAAUAUUGACCUACAUUUUUAAUGGUGAAGAUGAAUUGCCAGAAAAAUAUCAAACCGUUCAUGAAUCAAAUAAAACAUCGACUUACAUUUCAAAGCCUGCUACAACAAGUUUUGGAGCUGAAGCAAUUGUUAUAGAAAAGAAGAAACCUAAGCCUGGAACAUGUUUAACAUGGAGAAAAGAACAUUUCAAAACAUUUGAUGGAAAAAUAAUUAGUUUUAAGAGCGAUUGUGUCUACACAUUGGCAACAGAUGUGGAUAACAGCUUUCAUGUUCAAACACCAAUCCUUCAAACCAACUGUAGUGUCUCUGGUGGACCAUGCGCAGCUUUGACUGUUUAUGUAAAUGACAAAAAAUAUCAACUUAGCACCAACAGUGACAAGAAGGCUGUUGUAAAAGAGGGGACUGAAACAAUGGCCGUACCAGCACAGUUGGCUGGAAUGAAAGUGGAACUUGGAGCAGGGAUGGUUAAGGCAACAUUGCAGGCUGUCGGGGUUACAGUUCUUUGGAACUUUAAGGAUGUUGUUGAGAUUAAAGUUGCUGAAUCAAAUUGGAAUAAGACUAAAGGUCUUUGCGGGACAUUAGAUGGGUACACUAAUAAUGACGUGACUACUAAUAUUGAAGAUUAUGCCAGUGAUGCCAGGAUCUUAACAACUGGAGAUAUUUGCCAAGAGAAAAUUAUGGAUUCUCAUCCUUGCUCAACAUCACGAUUGAAAGAAGAUGCUCAACAAUUCUGUUCUGCUCUCCUAAAUAAUGACAAACUUAGUGAUUGUAGCAAGGCUAUUUCUGUGAAAGAGUACUUUGAAGCUUGCUUGUGGGAUUAUUGUUCUUGUAAUGCUAGCAACAAAGACUCUUGUGGCUGCCAAUCUGUUGAAAUCUUUGUCCGUGACUGUGUCAGUGCUGGUGUAUCCUUUCCCUCUUGGAGAGAUGACAAUUUGUGCCCUAUGAAAUGCAAUGGUGGGCGUGUGUACAGCCAAUGUGGAGGUGAGACUCCCUGUGGUGGUGCAGAGCGGGAGAGUCUUUGUGAGGAAGGGUGCUUUUGCCCCCCUGGGACUUACGUACAUAAUGACACCUGUGUUUCUCUUGAUUCCUGUCCGUGCCAACUUAGGGGUAGGGAGUUUCGUCCUGGCACUUCAGUUCCCAAGGAGUGUAAUACAUGUACUUGUGUGAAAGGCCAAUGGAGCUGUACAGAAAGAGAAUGUGGUGCACAAUGUGAAGCCGUAGGCGAUCCACACUAUAAGACCUUCGACAAAAAGACUUACGAUUUUAUGGGAAAAUGCUCAUAUUAUUUAUUGAAAAUGGACAAUUAUUCAAUAGAAGCUGAAAAUGUGCCUUGUGAUGGUGCCAUAUCUGAAGAUCUUGGAUUUCUGCCUUAUACUGCAUCAUCUGGUAUGCCUUCUUGUACAAAAUCUGUCCUAUUGAGGCUUGGAGAUAAUGUAAUUAAAAUGAAACAAGGACGUGAAGUCACUGUAAAUGGUGAAGAUGUCAAGCUCCCUAUAACGGUUAACGGAACCUACAUUAGCCAAGCUUCUUCUAUAUUCAUUUUAGCUGACCUCCCAGAUGGCGUUGAGGUUUGGUGGGAUGGUGCUGCUCGUUUAUACAUAAACGCUCCUCCUUCACUGAAAGGAAAAACUAAGGGAUUGUGUGGUACAUUUAAUAACAAUCAAAAGGACGAUUUUCUUACACCUGAAGGAGAUGUGGAACAGGACCCUAUAUCAUUCGCCAACAAGUGGAAAACAAAAGAUAGCUGUGACAAUGAAGUUGAAGAAGAGAAUAGGAAUCCAUGUGAUGUGAAUGUUCAAAACAAGGCUGAAGCAGAGAAGUUGUGUAGCCACAUAACCAGCAAUAUGUUUUUAGAUUGCCAUUUCUAUGUUGACCCAAUUACUUACUAUCAGAACUGCUUGUACGACAUGUGCUCAUGUAGCAAAAAGAAGACAGAAUGUUUCUGCCCAAUAAUAUCAGCUUUUGUAAAAGAAUGUGCAUCUCAUGGCAUUCCGGUUGAGUGGAGAUCCAAAAUCAGGGAGUGUGGACUUCAAUGCCCUCGAGGGCAGGUUUACGAGACGUGUGGCAAAGCUUGCUCACGUUCUUGCACUGAUUUAUCACGAGAGAAAAAGUGCAGUGACCUUUGUUUAGAAGGCUGCAAUUGCCCAUCAGGAUUUGUUCUCGAUAGCAGAGGAGUUUGUAUUCCGAUUGCCCAAUGUCCAUGCAUCUUCAAUGGACUGCAAUACCCCCCAGGGCAUGCAGAGAUCCGUCCAGCAUCAAAAGGAUUAAAUCUAUGUAAAUGCGCCAACGCUAUUUGGGAAUGCCAUAUUGCCAAUUCUGAAGAAUUGAAGAAAUAUCCUAAUAAUUCCUUUGAAGAUAUAAAAUGUAGCUCAACAAAGAACCAAGUUUAUUCUCAUUGUGAACCAGAGCCUGUCACCUGUCAAAAUAUGCAUGCCCUUCGAACAACAUCUAGCAGUGAAGGUGUUACCCCUGCCAUAUGUUACGGUGGGUGCGUCUGUAAAAAGGGCUAUGUUCUUGAUUCUAUUACCAAAGAGUGCGUUCGUCCUGAAGAAUGUCCUUGUCACCAUGGCGGUAAGAGUUACAAAGAUGGAGAUCAGAUCCAACAGCUCUGCAAUACAUGUGUCUGCAACAUGGGUAAAUGGGAGUGCACUGACCACCACUGCUCAAGUACAUGUACAACAUGGGGUGAUUCUCACUUCAAAACUUUUGAUGGAAAAUUAUAUGACUUCCAAGGCACCUGUGAUUACGUUCUGGCCAAAGGUUCCUUAUCAAAGACAGAUUGGUUCACUGUCACUUUAGAGAUGACCAGUUGUGGUUCUUCAGGUAUAAGUUGCACAAGGUCUGUUAAAUUAACCAUUGCAACUGAUGGUUCAAAAGAGAGUGUAUCCUUCGAAGAUGGUAAAGCUCAUCUUUUUGAAUCAUCUGAGAGGAUAAAACUUAGAGAGGCAGGACUAUUUCUUUUUGCCGAAGUCUUCGAAAUGGGCUUAGUCGUCCAGUGGGAUAAAGCUACUAGAGUAACAGUUAGAGCAGAUCCUAAGUGGAAAGGGAAGAUGAAAGGUCUAUGCGGAAAUUACAAUGAUGACAGCGAUGACGAUUUCCAAACUCCCUCAGGUGGUGUUAGUGAAGUUUCUUCUCAGUUGUUUGGUGAUUCUUGGAAGCUUCACGAUUACUGCCCACAAUCUCAGCCAAUCAAGGAUACAUGUGCCAUACGUCCAAACAGGAAAGCUUGGGCUGUUCAAAAAUGCUCUAUUCUAAAAUCAAAUCUGUUUGCACCAUGCCAUUCUGAAGUAGCGCCUGAUUUUUAUUUGAAUAAGUGCAUUUUUGAUACAUGUGGUUGUGAUGAAGGAGGAGAUUGUGAAUGCUUGUGCACUACAAUUGCAGCUUAUGCCCAGGAAUGUAAUGCUCAUGGAGUAUCUAUAAAAUGGAGAACACAACAAUUGUGCCCUAUGCAAUGUGACGAAACAUGUUCAACAUACAGUCCUUGUGUUCCUACUUGUCCUUCAGAGACCUGCGACAACUUCCUCAAUUUAAAAAAUAUAACAGAGAUGUGCAAACAGGACACAUGUGUUGAAGGUUGCCAGUUUAAGAAGUGCAAAGAGGGAGAAAUUUAUUUCAAUUCAACCAAACUAGAAUGCGUCCCAUCUGCCUUGUGCAAACCUGUUUGUAUGACUGUCGACGGGCAUGAUUAUUACGAAGGAGAUUUAAUGGAAGGAGAUGAUUGUUAUAGCUGUUAUUGUUCUCGAAACAACAAAACAUGCACUGGCCUUCCUUGCACAACUCCAUCAACUCUACCCACAACUGUACCAUUCUCUACUUCAACUACUACUGUGAUAUCCAACGAUAAAUUUGUCUGUAUCUCUGGUUGGACCGGUUGGAUCAACAGCUCACCUCUUGAUAUAGAAAAAUAUAAUGAAAUCGAUAGUGAGCCAUUACCUGUGUUUUCAUCAAAUCAGGGCCAAGGUGGAAAAGGCCCACAGUGUCAACGGGAGAAUAUUGCUGCUAUAAAGUGUAGAACUAUUGGCACUCACAAAUCUCCCAAAGAAACUAUGGAAGAUGUUGAAUGCACUUUAGAGAAAGGACUUUUCUGUAAAAAUGGCUGUAGUGAUUACGAAAUACAAGUUCUUUGUCAAUGUGAAAACACUACAUCUCCAACUACUGUAUCUACUACUGUUACACCUCCUUCAACUGUACCUCUGUUGUCGACAACUAUAUCUACACCUGGAAAUACUCCUGAAAUAAUUUUGCCAUCUACAUUUGUUCCAACACACCUCACAUCUACUACACAAGAACCGAUUAUCACCUCUACUUUAUCUGAAACAGAAACAACUCAGACUAAACGAAUAAAGGAUGUAACUACUCCUGAAAUCUUUACAAAACCUACUCCAGAAGAGUCCAAGACUGAAGCUACUGUUGGAGUUAUCAAAACGACACUGCCCCCGGUAGAGAAUUCAACCACUACUACUUCAAGUACACCCACUACUACUUCAGCGUGCCCAGAAAAUCAAGUUUGGGAUGAAUGCAGCAUAAAGUGUGAUCAACUCUGUUUAUAUUAUGAAACCGUUUUGUAUCAAAAUGGAGUUUGUUCGUUCGGUCAGAAAUGUAGUCCAGGAUGCCGAGACAAGAAUAGACCUGAUUGCGAAGAGGGAUAUAGAUGGAGAGAUAAAGACACUUGUGUCAAGGAAGAAAAUUGUAUUUGUCGUUCAUUUACUGGUGAAAUUGUUAAGCCAGGAAAGGUUGUGAAAGAAUCAGACUGUAAAAGUUGCCAAUGCUUGAAUAAUCACUAUAGUUGUGACGAUUCUGCUUGUGAGACAACCGCUACUCCGACAACAUCUGAGAAGCUGACUUCUUCUCCAAUUACAGAGUCGACUAUCAUUAUAGUUUCUGUUGUAACACCUCCUGUUGAAGCCUGCAAAGAUAAUAGGUGGUUACCCCUUCUGAAUGAUAUGCCUAGCACCGCUUUUAAAUCCAGUUCAGUCAAUCCUGAUCCAAAAUAUUCUCCAGACCAUGUGAAAAUGAGUUCUUUAGAUGGUAGCUGGAAACCUGGACAGUAUGACUUUAACCAGCACCUAGAGAUAGACCUUGGAAGACCAGAUGUAAUUUAUGGUCUCACCGUAAAAGGAGAUAUAUUCCUUAAUGAAUAUGUCACAAAUUAUCAUGUAUUAUACAGCCUUGAUGGAGUCGCCUUCAGUUAUAUCAUGUAUAAUGAUCUUCCUCAGGUUUUUAAGGGACCAUCUUAUCAUUUGGAUUCACAGUUCCAAAUGUUCAUACAUCCUAUAGAGGCAAGAUACGUUAGAAUAAAUCCUGUAAAUUGGAUUGGCGCACCAGCAAUGAAAAUAGAACUGUAUGGAUGCCAGCCUUCUGCAACAUCCAUUCCAACUGAGGAUACUCCUUCAACAACCGUACCUUCGAUAGAGACAACUGUUACCACUGAAACCCCGGAAAUUACAAGCACCAAUUCUCCAGUUUGUACUGAUAAAAUGUCAAACUACAUGAACGAUGGACAGAUAAAAGUUUCCUCAUCCAAGGUGCCUGUAACAGCAAACCUCAUAUCUGUCUACAAUGGUGAAGGUUGGGCUCCUCUCGUCAGCAAUCCAGAUCAAUGGCUCCAGUUUGAUUUCCUCGGAGAGCGUACGCUAACCGGCGUAAUGACAUCUGGUGGUGGUUUUGAACUGAGUAAAGUACUCCCAUCUUGGGUCAUGUCUUACUACAUUCUCUACAGCCCUGAUGAAAACAAUUGGUCUCCUGUCCUCGGUACAGAUGGUACUAAAAAGUUAUUCUAUGGAAACAAAGAUAAUACAAAUAUAAAAACAAAUAUAUUUCUGAUGCCAAUAAGAGCAAGAUACAUUAGAAUAGUCCCUUUUGAAUGGCAUAAUUCAAUUGCACUUAGAGCGCAGAUGCUGGGUUGUUAUGAACCAUAUCCAAUAUUGACAACAACAACUCUGCCACCUACAACAGUGAGAGAGGACUGUAAUGUUUGUCCUGGUGUGACCCUUUCAUCUAAAAUAUGUCCUUGCCAGAUAUCGUUGUGGUGGGACGGAGAGCAGUGUGGUAGGCGAGCACAAUGUCCUUGUGUUGUUGGAUUUAUGACAUAUGCUGUUGGUACAACAUAUGAUAAUGAACAAUGUGAGCAGUGUACUUGUACGCUCAAUGGGAUCUCACAGUGUAAAGAAAAAGAAUGUCCACCAUGCCUUGAGGGUUUGAAGAAAACUUUAACAUCUUCCUGUGAUUGCACUUGUAAGCCAUGCCCGGAGAAGACCAAACUUUGUCCAAGUUCGAACAUUUGUAUCAAUGAAACAUUUUGGUGCGAUGGAAUCUCAGAUUGCAUUGAUGAUGAGCUCAAUUGUGCGAAACCUUCACCCAGCCCUAGAACUCUCAUUACAGAACCUCCUACCACUGAAGUGAGCACAACAGUGAAACCAUGUCCUCCUCCUCCAAUAUGUGGUCCUGGAUCGAAAUUGGAGAAAGUUGUUGAGCCUGAAAAGGUAGCACCUUUCUGGUCACCUUUCGGGAAAAAAUCCAAAUGGGGUUCCUAUUUCAAAGGGAACACUAGAUCUAGAAAAGGGUACGGCUAUAAAGGGUUAGGCCACAAACGCAAACAGCACAAAGGUAUCAAAACAAACCAUCAAGAAUUGAGCAAAGUGGUAGAGACACCUGUUUGUGAUCAGUACAUUUGUACCUGUUUAAAGAAACCUACAGAAUGCCCUCCUGGUUCGAAAUUGAUUGUUAUUAAAGCCGAAAAGGAAGGAGAAUGCGAUCAGUUUGAUUGCUUUGUUCCUCCAGAUAAGAUUUGUAAGGUCACUGGAAGGACAUUUAAAACAUUUGAUGGUACAGAAUACAAAUAUGACAUUUGCAACCACACAAUUGUCAGGGAUAGGCUUGAGGGUGAAUGGGAUGCAAGAUUGGUAAAACAGUGCCCAUUCAUCGGACCUUGUAGCAAAUUCUUGGUGAUUAGGUAUGAUGGCCAUAAUAUCAUUAUGUACACAGAUCAGAGUAUAGUCUUUGAUGGAUAUGCCUAUACCAUUCCGCAGAUGCAGAAAAUUGGUGCCCAGACCGAAGAAUUCACUAUAAAGCAAGUAAACAAUAAAUUUAUUAUAUUCAGCAGCAGUUUGGGUUUCUCGAUUAUUUGGGAUUCUCAUGCCAACGUGAAAGUUGUUGUUCCUGGAACGAAGAAAGGAGAAGUAGAUGGCUUAUGUGGUCUAUUAGAUGACAACCCUUCAAAUGACAAGCAGAAACCAAAUGGUGAUAUUGCAAAAACAAGUAUCGACUUUGGAAACAGCUGGGGGGACAGUGCAGAAUGUGAGACAAAAGUUUGUCCUGUCCAUCUUCAGAAAGAGGCUUUUGAAAUGUGCAAAGCUAUCAGAGAUGACCCUCUGAGCAGAUGCAGCACUGUGAUGAACAUGGAUAAGAUCCAUUCACAAUGUGUUGAAGCCAUUUGCCUUUGUUCAGAAAACAGUAACAACACAGAAGCAUGCAGGUGUGAUGCUAUACUCAAAGCUGUCACCGAAUGCCAAGAUGCUCUUCCUGACAUUGACCUGACCCAAUGGCGGAUACAGAAUGAUUGUCCCGCAUCUUGUCCACCGGGAUUGGUAUUCAAGGAAUGCUACAAACAUACAUGUGAGCCAUGCUGCGCAGAACUGAUGACACCCGAUGCUUGUCCGGAAACUAAUGAGUGUUUCCCAGGCUGUUAUUGUCCAGAUGGUUAUGUAAGGAAAUUUGAGGAGUGUAUCAGACCUGCAGAGUGUCGAGAUUGCAUCUGUGAAGGAUACAGUGGGUCGAGAUUUGUUACCUUCGAUAAGAUUGAUUAUACCUAUGCUGGCAAUUGCACCCACGUUUUAGCUGAAACAGAUGGAUCUUUAGGUCCUCAGUUUAAGGUUUUGAUUACAAAUGGACCAUGUGAAGACCAUCCAAGCGAUACAUGCCUUAAAAUAAUUUCCAUAUUGUAUAAGGAUUACUCUAUACAAGCUAUUAAUAACAAAGAUAAAACCAUAUCAGUAAAAAUAAAUGGAGAACUUGUAACAUUACCACAAAAAGAAAAAUGGCUUUCUGUCAGUGAAAUGUUUGGAAAGGGCAUCUUGGUCCAACUUCCUACCAUUCAGUUGGAUUUAGAAAUGCUUUAUGGUGGACGAAACUUCAAGUUAAAGCUACCUUCUCAUUUUUAUUCAAACAGGACCAGAGGAUUGUGUGGUAAAUGCAAUGUAAAUGAAACCGAUGACCUGACAACUCGUAAUGGAACAAUAACAGAUAACAUCAAUGAUUUUGGUCAAAGCUGGCUCCUCAAGGAUUUGCCACCAAUUUUAGAAAAGGAAGAUUCAUGCUCCUCAGAGGUUUUCCCAGAUUGCCUUCCACCUCCUCCAGAUAAAGACGAUUGUCUGCUAUUGUCAGAAGGAAUCCUAUUUGGAAAGUGUCACCCUGUCGUCGAUCCUGCAGUAUUCAUUGCCAACUGCCAUAAAUCUCUGUGUAAUGGUGCAACUAGUGUAUGCCGUGAAUUAGAAGCCUAUGCUCGGGAAUGCCAAGAUGAAGGAGUAUGUCUUAAAUGGAGGAGUUCAGAGCUUUGUCCGUUUGUCUGUCCUCAAGGUCUUAUUUAUGAAGGGUGUGGUCUAGGCUGUACUGAGACUUGUGAUAACUAUGAGUUAUAUCGAAAAUCUCCAGAAAAAUGCCUUGCACCAAGGGGUGACACAUGUGUUUGUCCUUCAAACAAGGUUGUUAAAAAUGGAACUUGCGUUGCUGAAGAAAAAUGUACCCCUUGCGAUAACGAGGGUCAUUAUCCAGGUGAUAAGUGGAAUCCUGACCAUUGCACUGAGUGCGGCUGUACCAAGAGUAGUGUCCAUUGUGAAAGGAUACAGUGUCCUCAGGAGAGUAUCUGCAAAAGAGGAUUCAAAUCUGUCACUGUUGUAGGAACUGAGUCCGACUGCUGUCCAAAGGUCAUUUGUGUUCCAUUGAAUGAAACUUGUCCUCCACCUAAACCUUUAAAAUGCGGGCCUGAUCAACUUAUGAAGCUAGAAGCUGAUGAAAACGGCUGUAAUGACUUUAUUUGUGUAUGCAAACCUAAAGAAGAAUGUGCCAAUAUAACCAGCGAGCUCCAAAACUUAGAAGAAGGAUUUGUUGCCCUGAUGGACAGCAACGGCUGCUGUUCUUUCAUAAACAAAACUUGCCAACCUGAACUCUGUCCUACCAAAACCUGUCCUGAAUUCUACGUUCCAGUCAAGAAGGCUGAAGGUUUAUGCUGCCCAGUAAUGGAAUGUGAAAUCCCAGAGGACCAUUGCCUUUAUGAGUUUGAAAAUGGUAACAAUGAGGGAAAUGCAACAGGAAAAAAAGUUUUAAAAAGUGCCGGAGACGAAUGGAAGGAUGGACCAUGCAGAACUUGCGAGUGCAAACCUGGCAGUAAAGCGGCAGAUUGCAAGGAUCAAGUGUGUGCGACACCUCCAGAAAGUGACAGCUACAUCUAUAAAUCUGUAAACCAAAACAACAAAUGCUGUCCAAUCUACAAGAGGACGGCUUGCAAACAUGAGAAUAAAAUUUAUCAGGUUGGUGAAAGUUGGCAAAACAGUUUGGACUUCUGUAGAAAUGGUACCUGUACUAUUGGUACUAAUGGGGAAGUAGUCAAAGAAGAUUCUGUACAGACCUGUGAUAAGAAUUGCAAAGAGGGAUGGAAGUAUUUCGCACCUCCAGAAGAUUCAAAAAUAUGCUGUGGAGAGUGUAGGCCAGUAGCCUGUGUUAUCAAUAAUACUCAGCAUGAAAUAAAUAGCGUCUGGAAUUCUGAGGACAACUGUACUACUUUCACAUGCCUGCUCAACGAUAAUCAAGUCCAAGUGGUUUCAUCAAAACAGAGCUGCCCAGCCAUAGAAGACUGCCCUAACGAAGAUAUAUACUUUGACGGUUGCUGUAAGCAGUGUAAUCGAACCAAACCUGAACCUCAGAGUGAAUGUACUACUGAACCUGUUCCAUUAAAUUCUACAAUAAGGAUGAUCCAUACUGUCAGUGAUGAACAUGGGCCAUGUGUCAAUACUGAGCCAAUUUUUAUGAACCACUGUAAAGGUGUUUGCGAUUCAUCAACUGAGUUUGAUUGGAGAAACAAGCAGCACCUUAGCAACUGCCUUUGCUGCCAGGGCAGAGACUAUGACAAGCUGGACGUAGUCCUAAAUUGUGCAGAUGGCUACAGUUAUAAACACUCCAUUACACAUCCUACUUCAUGCGACUGUCAGAUGUGCCAGGGUUCCUUAAAUCUAUUUCAGCGCGCCUCUUCUUCAAAAAAGGGAAGUUCAGUGAAAGGAAGAUGAACAAAUUAGAAUUUUUUAUUUGAAAGGAUAUAAUUAAAACUUCAAAAAUUUGUCUAUAACAUCUUCAAAUUACUGCACCUUGAAAUUGAUGCCCUAUUGUGAUUUCAUAGUGAAUAAUAUAUUAUUUUAAAUCCUCUCCUUCCUUUUAA